This is a messenger RNA of Sceloporus undulatus (fence lizard), 2215 nucleotides long. RefSeq lists its product as uncharacterized. The record is from RefSeq and is a predicted model, not a curated record. The coding region runs from base 771 to 1688 and encodes 305 amino acids. NCBI's taxonomy places the organism in Eukaryota, Metazoa, Chordata, Lepidosauria, Squamata, Phrynosomatidae. The transcript has 6 exons.
GUUUUAGGCGCUCACUUAAAAUGGCGGCAGAGAGGCGCGGAGGAUGCUGGGAAGGCUAUUUGUUGCCAUUCUGUGGGCGUCGAGCGGGAUUAGCCAGCCUCCGUCAGGUCAAGGCAAAGGGGCCUUCGCCUGAACUGGCCUCAGAAGGAGCCCUGGAGGGAUUGAGAAGAUCCUGAAGGCAGGGGCACAAAUGUCACUCAGUCUAGAAACAUUAUUGGCAUAUGCCUGUGUGGGGGCCUCCUGAAACAAAUGGCAGUAUGGACUUGCCCAUAGGGGAUCAUUGGGGAAUGGUUGCCCAUAGAAGAGCAUUGGAGAAUACAUGCCCAAGAAGAAGAAUAGGAGAAUGCUUGCCCAUAGGGGAUCAUUGGGGAAUACAUGCCCACCAAAGGUCAUUGGAAAAUAUUUGCCCAUAGAGAGUAAUAGGAGAAUACUUGCCCAAAGAAGAGCAUUGGAAAAUAUUUGGCCAAAGAAGAUCAUUGGGGAAUACUUGCCCAAGCAGAAUAAUAGGAGAAUGCUUGCCCAUAGGGGAUCAUUGGGGAAUACUUGUCCAUAGUACUUUCAAUGGCAGUCAACCUCUAUGUCAUGUCAUAACAUUAGAAUUCAGAGCCCUUGUAAAAAAAGCCCAACAGGUGGUAUAUAUUCCAAAACCCAAAACUUGUUUACGUGUGGCUGGGAUAGUGACACCUUUGCUUUCUGGGGAUUCAUUGUGCUCAAAUGUGGUUUUGUGCACAAAAUUGUUUUAAAAUAUUGCAUAAAAUUCUAAAGUGUAUAUGAAACAUAAUGUUUUAAUCUUGGGUUCCGUCUCCAAGAGACCUUAUUAUGUAGGUAGAUGCUUAGGUAGAUGCAUGGAGAGGUGGUGCUGGAGAAGACUUCUAAGGAUUCUGUGGACAGCCAAAAAGACAAACAGAUCGGCCCUAGAACAGAUCAAGCCAGAAAUCUCCAUGAAAACCAAGAUGGAUCCAACAGCUGGUGACCAGUCAGCCACACUGCUCCCAUCCAACCUGUCCCUGCAUUGCUCUCUUUUGUCAGGGAACAUGGGCUGGAGCCACAGCACAGCCUCUGGCUGGCAACGAGAUGUGACACACAAAGUGUCGUGUAUCAGGUCAAGCCAAGGACUGCUGAACUUCAGUGGUACGCAGCGAUCCCGGUGCCAGCCUAGAUCUUUCACUUUCAAACGCCACCUGGAGAACAGAGAUCAGGAGCCCAGUUCCAAACACUUCCUCUCAGAAGACAAGAUGGCUGCCCGUUUCAACUCCCUUAGCCUGGACAAUGACCACAUCUACAGUUCCAAUGGUUUCCCUGUCCACAAUGAAGACCCCAUGUGGCAGCAGGCAUACACACGAUUGAAAGAGCUGCAACAGAGGCUUUUCCAAGAUGGAGUGCAUGAAGAAACCAGCUCAGAUGAUGAAGAUGAGCUCAACAAUGUAAUUGUGGACGGGGAAUACAUCAUGGCUGAGUGCCCCAUACUGCCGCAUCCUUCUCUCUUACAAGUGGAAGUUGGAGGAGUCAGUGUUACACCUGAACAAAUGUUUCUCUCUUUGAAUCCUUGUACAGAGGUUGUCCUAUGGAGCCCUCACAAUAAGUCAAUACACACCAUUCGGACAUUGAUGACUAUACCCUCUUCCAAGAGUGACUCUGUUCAGCCCCAGCAAAAAGCAGCAGCAGUAGAAGAGGAAAUGGAAGUAUGAGGCUUUCACUCCAACUUCCUGAUUUGGAAGUCAGGCUUCCAACCAGUAGCACUGUCACUGAGCAUCACAAAUUGUUUUGCAUCCACAUAGCAACACCCCAGGUUUUUGAAGUGCACUGCAAUAAUCUAAUCUUUUUUUUCCUCAUUGUGAAACAUAUAUGCACUCAUUUCUUGUGAACAUAUCGUGUGCUUCUUUUUCCUCUUCCAGUAAGAGGCUAGUGCAGCAAUAGUGUCAGAUGGUGCUAGAACUUAACUUGCAAUAUGUACUUUUAAGGACAUUUCAGAAUAGGUUUUCUACUCAUCUUUUAUACUUUUAUCAGAGGUGAGGUUUUAAUCUACAUCCAAAAGGAAGUUCAGUGUAUACAGUUUUCUCUUCACUUUCACUUAACAAAAAAGGCCUUCUGAACCUCUUGUUCCCACCAUGAUUGCUAUGUAGCCAACAAGCCAGCGUUAUCCCAGAGAGAAAUGGCACUGUAACUAGUGAGCACUUUGGAGAAAUAAAAAAGCAGAGAUGGGUUCUUAUCUAAA